Pistacia vera is the source of this 1395-nucleotide messenger RNA. RefSeq names its product rust resistance kinase Lr10-like. NCBI's taxonomy places the organism in Eukaryota, Viridiplantae, Streptophyta, Magnoliopsida, Sapindales, Anacardiaceae. Gene Ontology annotation, molecular function: protein kinase activity; ATP binding. Bases 1 to 1395 code for a protein of 464 amino acids. Gene Ontology annotation, biological process: protein phosphorylation. The transcript is spliced from 3 exons. The record is from RefSeq and is a predicted model, not a curated record.
AUGGCAGCCCUUAAUCCACUAGAAACUACUACUGAUGGUUCAAGUUAUAGCACAAGUGGACAAACUCAGUCUCGCUGUCUUGUUCUCAGAAUGUUCAAAACUGUACAUCUCCAACGUCAUGACUCCUGGAACCUGAUUGCUAUAUUGAUGAUCAUAGUGGGAGGACUAAUAAUAGUUGCAGCUAUUGCUUGCUGUUUCGCAAAACUAAUAAGGUUUAGAGGAUUGGGAGUAACAGUUCCAUUACCUGAUGCGGGACUGAAAAUUGUCCAAGAUUAUAAGAUUGAUGUCCCAAUUAUACUGGAGAAAUUCCUCCAAGAUUUAGCCACGGAGAAGCCAAUUAGCUUCACAGCUGAGCAGCUAACUAGUUUCACAAGUAAUUACUCAACAAAGUUGGGUUGUGGAGGUUUUGGGGUAGUCUACAAAGGACAGUUUCCAAAUGGGGUGAAGAUCGCUGUGAAGAUCCUGAAUAGUAGUUCAUGUUUAAACAAGAAAAUGAAAGCUCAGUUUAUGACUGAGGUGGGCACCUUUAGCAGAACAGACCAUAUAAAUCUAGUCAAAUUAUACGGUUUCUGCUAUGAUCACACGAUGGCAGCGCUUGUAUACGAGUACAUGGAAAAGGGAUCCCUUGAUAAGUACUUGUUCACAGAAAAAGAAAAGAUUAAAUGGGAGAAGCUACACGACAUUGCCAUUGGUACAGCUAAAGGAAUCGCAUACUUGCAUGAAGAAUGCGGGCAACGAAUCAUCCACUACGACAUAAAACCUGGUAACAUUCUUCUCGACGCCAAACUCUCAGCUAAGGUAGCUGAUUUUGGACUUGCAAGGCUUUGUAAUCCUGACAACACCAAUGAUUCCACCUCAGAGUAUAGAGGAACCCCUGGUUAUUCAGCUCCAGAAUUUUACUUGAGGGAAUACCCCAUUACACAUAAAUGUGAUGUAUACAGCUUUGGAAUGCUACUAUUUGAGAUAGUUGGAAGAAGAAACAAUGUUCAGGAUUCUUCCUCUGAUAACCUGAAUUGGUUUCCAAAACAAGUUUGGGAAGAGUAUGCGAGAGGUGAACUAGCAGCAAUGAUAGAGAGCUGUGGAAUAGAAGAAAAACAGAGAGAGAAAGCAGAAAGAAUGUGCAUGGUUGCUUUGUGGUGUGCACAAGACUCUCCAGAGGAUAGACCUCCGAUGAGUGCUGUGGUUAAAAUGCUGGAAGGAGGAGUGGCGAUUGCUUCACCCCCAAAACCAUUUCUGUAUCUGGAUUCUAUUCGGAUGGAGGCACUGAAAUCGCCAUGCAAUUAUAAAUUUGUGAGCAAUAUUUCAUGUUCCCUUUUUGAUAUAAGCAAAGGAUCCGCUAGAGGAGUUGAUUCUUCUUGGUACAAAGGUUCCAGUACUCCCAUAGUCCCAUUAUGA